AUGAAAUUGUCUCAAGUGCUAUUUAGACAACACAUAGAUUUUAUGUUUAAAAGACAUUGGCUUGUGCAAGGUAAACGCGUGCCAAUUGAUUCAGGUAUAGAAGAAUAUUUAAAGGAAAAAGGUAUUCCAGUUGAAGAUGCACUGGAAUUCGUUAAGGAGAAACCUGAAGUUAGGGAGAGAAUUAAUAUUAUUGGUCUAUACAAACAGCCUCUGCCAUUAAAUGAAUCACAUCCAGAAUAUAAAGAAAAGCCUUGUUUGACUUUGAAAAACACUAAUGUUCUUCUUGAAGGUAUCUCUCAAGCUCAGGUGCUUACAAAGACUAUUAUUGCAGAAGAUAAAUUACCUCAAAGAAUUGAAGAGCUUGCUGAUUUGCCAGCUCCCAAAGCUGUUCAUAAAGGUGUCAAGCAAGCAAUUCUAAGUGCAAAUGUAUUUGAUUGUGAGCAAAAGAAGUUACCUAAAAUUAAGGUUUCAGAUAGACCAGCUUAUAAUUUUCCUAGAGUAUUAGGAAUUACUGAUAGUAGACGAAACCAAAUACUAACAAACAAAUUACUACAAUUGGUGGAAAAAAGCAAUGAUAUUGAAGUCACCCAAAACAAAUAUGUUGUGGAUGAUAUUAACUGUCAAAGUGUGUUUGACAAAGAAGGCGAGCUGAUACAGUUCCAAGAUGUAUCUAACAUCUUAAUUAUAAGCAACAAGCCCUUAAAACAUGAGCUAAAUGAAUCAGAUAUACCUUUUAUCGAAAUUCCGGAUUUAUACCCAGUAAAACAUACUGUUACAUUGGAACCUGAACACUUUUACAGUGAAAAUAGUAAAUACCCUAUACGACCCAAUAUAUCAGUAAAGCAUCCACAUACUACUUGGCUACACUUCAAUACCACAGAAGUUUCUAAUAUCUUUGAAACUCCUGUUACUCCAAGCCAAAUAUUGGGGCGCUCCCUCACUCAUGCAUUUACAGUUGCUUCAUCAUAUGCAAAACAACUAUAUGGGGAGGAUGUAAAAGACCUACCUGAACCAAUACAUAUCAAUUGUAUUCAAACAGAUGGCCAACGCUUCCAUUUUGGAGUGUUGGAGUUAAAAACACUCAAUGUUGAUGGUACUGAAGGCAAAAAGAACAUUUGGUACUGCAAAAAUGACAUCAAAUUAUAUGACUCUUGUAGAUACUUAAGUGCAAUGCCAGUUCUCGAGAAUUAUAAUCCUAAAGUAUAUGGAUAUAUUAACGCUUUUUAUAAUUGU
Messenger RNA from Brenthis ino (lesser marbled fritillary), 1233 nucleotides. The record is from the annotation of a GenBank genome assembly. Lineage: Eukaryota; Metazoa; Arthropoda; Insecta; Lepidoptera; Nymphalidae.